Molecule: messenger RNA, 1224 nt
Organism: Bipolaris maydis ATCC 48331
Lineage: Eukaryota; Fungi; Ascomycota; Dothideomycetes; Pleosporales; Pleosporaceae
Source: RefSeq, a predicted model, not a curated record
AUGGGAGGUAUGAUGAUUGAUCGAGCUGCUUUUCCGGCCGAUCCUCCACAGACUGCUGACGAGCAGUCUGUGGAGUCGGAAGAGGCAGAAGAGAGUUCUGAUGCUAAUCCAAGAGCCACCACAGAUGAAGACAACGAAUGGAUCAUGGUGGACGACGACGAAGAUAAUGACGACGAGACCACUAAUGCCAUACAAUCGACGUUUGAGGAGACUAACACUUCUCAAGAUAAAGAAGAGGCCGAUAUACACCAACCUUCGGUCGAUUGUUCAGCCGAAAGCAAGAGGUUUUAUCCAAGGCUUCUCGGUUUUCAGAGAAAGGGCAAUGCAAGAAAAACCGCUGCAAAACGCCAGGCCAUGAUCGCCCUACCUGGCAAUGAAAGCGAGAUUUUCGAAGAGACGGGAGUCCACCUCAAGGAUGAAGACCAAAUCCUCGAUGAAGAAGAAAUGCAGGCAACUCUGGGAAAGCUUGAAGUCGAUACAACUUCGUACAUCCAAGAGGGAGAACGGCAAGACCGCUUCGUAGAGACUGCUCGUAAAAUCGUCAGCUUUUUGAAGUCCGCGGCUUCUAAAUGCCGAGCAUCCGAAGAUUUUUUACUGGAGAAUCUCCUAAGCGGAAUUGAUAAUUCGGUUCAUUUCACUCUUGGGAAUCUGGACUUCACGCUGGACGACCUAGUAAACCUCCCACGAUGGUCGGUCGCAAAGAACCUUGAAAAAGGUGUUUAUGUCGACGUGUUGCAUAUCAAGGAAGAAUUCGAGCAAAUCCGACAGCUCUACGUAGGUUCCGCCACGGGAAAAUUUGGGUUCGCUCAACGCUGGUACGAAUAUAUGCAACGGCUGGUAAAACAUAAGUGCGGCAGACACGACCAGGCUGUCCUGAAGCCCAACUCGACUGUGUGCCUUCGCGGCCUUGCACAAUAUGAUGACACGCGAUAUCCGUGGUUAAUCUGCUUCGCCGAGACUUUUUUCAUGAUCUAUCUCGGCACUGUUACAGAUCCUGUUUGGCGUCCUACAGAAGAUGAUGUCAGGCGUUUUUACAUCAACAACGAACUCUAUGAGCUUGUCGAAGCUUGUAGACGCGCCGCAGGCCUACCAGCCCCUCUUUCAGUCGGACUCAACUCAACAUGGUCACUCUGUCAAGGAUAUCGUGUAGGCUCGAACAUUAACUCCGCUUGCCUUAAAUUCCUUAUCAUUACUGUUCGUGCCCAAGAUCAGUCUGCUAUUUGA